UCUUCUUCCAAGGUGGUAUCAAUAAAGUUGUGUGUCGACACCGGGUUUGCAGAAAAUAGGAUAGGACAGGAAGUUAACAUUGGGGAUAGUUAAUAUUAGUGUCAGUUCUUAAUAAAGAGUGUAAAAGGAACCUUUCAUCUGAAAAUGAUUUUAUAAAGAACAACCUACGUUGAAGAAUCGAGAACAGCGUCACAUCUUCUGUGUAGCUAGCUAGCUAGCUUAACGGCUAGCUAGCUAGCUAGUCAACUGCAUGGCCGAAGCCUCAAGUACAGGUGUAUUGGAACUGAAUCCAGAUUCCGCGGAGUUCGUUCCACGUGAGAGGCACAACCAGCACCAGCCCAGAAGAGGCAGGCCUAGGUCAGACCAUAACUGGAAACGAAGUGACCACCAUGCUACCAGUCAACAGCAGCGCCAUUUUUCUGUCAAUGAGCCACCCCACAAUCAGGAACACUAUGGAGGCCAGAGAAACCACCAUUAUUUCCAUGGUCAAGAAGAAGGCGCCAGAGGAAAGGGGCGAGGACGAGGAAGACCAAGCGGUGGUGGCAGGUCGUCCGGGAGCCAAGGCUUCCAAAACCAAAGAUGGCAGAGGCCUGGUAGCGACAGGGGUUUCCAGAAUGAAAGCCCCACUACCCCUUUAGGGGGUUACCAUGUGGAUGCCCCUCCCACUGACAGACCUGGCGUAGAUGGGCCGAGCUGGCGGAGAGAGAGUAGGAGGGACAGUAACGGCGGUUUGACUCAGGAGGACCGUCGAGAUGAUCCGCCUCAGAAGCCGAGGAAGUUCGCCCAGGAGCCCAGGCGAGGCGGGGAGGAGAAGGCUACGAGAAGGCCGCCCCAAAAGGAAACCCAGGACAGCCACACCACCGAGGCAGGCUGGGACCAAGGUCCCAGGGGCGCAGAGGCAACCACACGGGCGGAACCAGGAGCAAGAAACAGGACGGGAUGGAAGGCAGGGGGCAGGAACCCCCGCUUUGAACCCAGGAAAGCCCCGUCCUCCAGGGAGUGGCAGGGGAAUAGGCGUGACUCUCCUUGGGAGGAAACGGAGGCGGGCCUAGAAUCCUCUGCCCAGAGGUCUGCUCUCCCCACCCCCUGUGACACGACAGGCUUCAGUAGGGGGGAGGAGCCCAGCUGGAGGAGUGGGAGGGGCCAAGGGAGGCAGACACCAGUGCAGCAGGACCGGGGGCAAAGAAGGCUGCCAAAUUUGGACCGAAGGCGGGGUCAGAGCAAGCAGGUGGAGGUGCCCAAGAGCAAAGAGACACAGACAGGCCGCCUGAUCGAGCAGCUGUCUGAGGAGAAGUACGAGUGCAUGGUGUGCUGUGAUGUCAUUCGGGUCAUGGCCCCGGUCUGGAGCUGCCUGAGCUGCUUCCACGUCUUCCACCUCAACUGCAUCAAGAAGUGGGCCCGCUCCCCGGCCUCGCAGGCAGAGGAUGGGACUGAAGGAUGGAGGUGUCCUGCCUGUCAGAACGUUGCCUCUCGGCCCCCCAACUCCUACAUGUGCUUCUGUGGGAAGGUGACGAACCCGGAGUGGCGGCGCAGCGAGAUCCCGCACAGCUGUGGGGAGAUGUGCGGGAAGAAGAGGAGCGGAGCUGACUGCAACCACCCCUGCAACAUCUUGUGUCACCCUGGACCGUGUCCUCAGUGUCCUGCCUUUGUCAACAAAGCCUGCGUCUGCGGGAAAACAAACCAACCGGUGCGCUGCGGCCAGGCGGCCUCCGUCCGCUGUGGCGCGGUGUGCGGUGCCACGCUCAACUGCGGGGAGCACCGCUGCGCCGAGGUCUGCCAUGGCGCCGAGUGCCAGCCCUGCCCGCUGCUCACUCAGCAAGUGUGUUACUGCGGAGUGCAGUCGCGGGAGGUUGCGUGCGGAACGGAUCAGGAUAACUUUGACGGGGCCGGGCACUUCUCCUGUCAGAAGCUCUGCGGAAAGCAGCUGGACUGCGGGAACCACCGCUGCCAGCAGCUCUGCCACCCCGGGCCGUGCCCAUCCUGCCCCCGGCUGCCCGGGCUGGUGCGCAGCUGCCCCUGCGGGCAGACGCCCCUGUCCAAGCUGCUGGAGCUGGGCUACGCGGAGCGGCGCGGCUGCAUGGACCCCGUCCCCUCCUGCGGGAAGACCUGUGGAAAACCCCUGCCCUGCGGCUCCAGCGACACCAUCCACAUGUGUGAGAACAUGUGCCACGAAGACCACUGUGGACCCUGCUCUCUCACCUCCACCGUCAAGUGCAGAUGUGGCUUCAAAACUAAAGAAGUUCCCUGUACAUCAAUACAGAAUGAAGGUGAGCUUGUGUUUACCUGCGAGAGGCGCUGCAGCAAGAAGCGGUCUUGUGGCAGACACAAGUGUAAUGAGCUCUGCUGCGUAGAUAAAGAGCACCGCUGCUCCCUUAUCUGCGGCUACAAGCUCAACUGUGGCCUCCACCGUUGCCAGGACCCCUGUCACCGCGGCAACUGCCAGCCUUGCUGGCAAAGCAGUUUUGAUGAGCUGACGUGCUACUGUGGAGAAACGGUCAUGUACCCACCCAUACCAUGCGGCACCAAGCCUCCCGAGUGCAAGAACCUCUGCACCCGGAGACACGAGUGCGAUCACCCAGUGUUUCACAACUGCCACAGUGAUGAGAAGUGCCCUCCAUGUACCUACCUCACCGAGAAAUGGUGCAUGGGGAACCACGAGCAAAGGAGAAACAUCCCCUGCCACCUGACGGACAUCUCCUGCGGCCUGCCCUGCAACGGGCUGCUCCCGUGCGGCAUGCACCGCUGCCCCCGCAUCUGUCACCGCGGCGACUGCCUCGCCGAGGGCGGCUGCAGGCAGCCGUGCGCCGCGCCGCGCCCGGAGUGCGGGCACCCCUGCGCCGCGCCCUGCCACCAGGGCUCGCCCUGCCCACGCCUCACCUGCACGGCCAAGGUGGCGUUGCAGUGCGACUGCGGCCGCAGGAAGGAGACCGUCAUCUGUACAGAGGCUGCCAACUCAUACCAGAGGACUGCUGCCAUCGCCAUGGCGAGCAAGUUGUCAGACUUGCAGCUGUGUGAUUCCGUGGACAUCGGCCAGCUCAUCACCAAGAAAGAGCUAAAACAUACCAGGUUGGAAUGUGACCAGGAGUGUGCGGUCCUGGAGAGAAACAGGCAAUUGGCAGAGGCCUUGCAAAUUGACCAAUCUGCAGACCCCUUCAAUAUACGUGCCUCCUCCUCCAAGUACAGUGACAGUCUCAAGGAGGAUGCCAGAAAAGAAUUGAAAUUUGUCAGUGAGGUGGAAGAGGAAAUUAAGAACUUGGUGGAACUUGCAAACAAGGGGAAGCAGACGAAGAGGAGCCACUGUUUCCCACCUAUGAACAGAGAGCACCGCAAGAUCAUCCACGAGCUGGCUGAGGUGUACGGCAUCGAGAGCGUGAGCUACGACAGCGAGCCCAAGCGCAACGUGGUGAUCACUGCUGUGAGAGGGAAAGCGGCCUGUCCCAACUCGACUCUGACGGCCCUCAUAGAGAGGGAGACGGCAUGGAGAGCUCCACCGCCUAUCGCCCAUAUCAAACAACACAGCAGCAAGAAUGACGGUGGGAGCAACUGGCUGAAGGCAGUCAAAGAGGAGCCAACUAUCGACUACUUUGAUGUCCAGGAUUGAUCCUGGCCCCGAAUACAAAAGCUGGAAAUCCCAUGCACCAACAUCAAAUAAAACCAGAGAAUGUUUGCAA
Anguilla anguilla (European eel) is the source of this 3671-nucleotide messenger RNA. RefSeq names its product nuclear transcription factor, X-box binding 1 (gene nfx1). Gene Ontology annotation, biological process: negative regulation of transcription by RNA polymerase II. The transcript has 24 exons. Gene Ontology annotation, molecular function: zinc ion binding; DNA-binding transcription factor activity, RNA polymerase II-specific; RNA polymerase II transcription regulatory region sequence-specific DNA binding. Gene Ontology annotation, cellular component: nucleus. NCBI's taxonomy places the organism in Eukaryota, Metazoa, Chordata, Actinopteri, Anguilliformes, Anguillidae. The record is from RefSeq and is a predicted model, not a curated record. The coding region runs from base 251 to 3601 and encodes 1116 amino acids.